GCAAUUAUUAGAAUGAAAUGAGUAUCAUCAAUAUGGAAGAAGAAUCAUCAGCAUCAGCAUCAAGUAGACAAAAAGAGUUUCUAUGGAAAUCGGAACCCCAACACGAAUCCAUCGUCUCCGUCACGCUCGCACGUGCCAUCACUUCUCUCCUCACCGCUCGUCCCAACAAACUUCACGACUCUAUUUCUCGCCUCUCCUCACAUUCUCCAUCUCCAACUUCAACCGCUUCUCUUCACGAUUCUCUAUUAUUCUUCCACACUUAUGUCUCCGAUGCUGCCAAUCACAACCGUUCAAUCGAUCAACUCCUUCUUCCACUCAUCCACACUUCGUUGAAAUGUAAGGACUCAAAGCACGGUGACCAAGCUAUUAUUCUCUUCAACUGGCUUUUUCAGGACGAGCUUCUUUUCCAACCCGUUGCUGAAGCUCUUGCUACCAUUAUUACCAGAAACCAUGAUCGUUACCUGUUGUUUGGUUGGUGCAUCCUGCUAAGAAGCCUUGUAGAUUACGAUACUUCUGUUCAUCAAUCUAUGCUUGGCGGAAUAAGGGAGAGGUAUAGUGAUCUAUUGAAGAUACUCUCCACUUGCCUUCCUGAUUUGGCAGGAAUUGUGAGUAAAGAAAGCACAUCGCAAGAUGGUUUUGAGUUGCCAUCUCGCCUUGGAGUGUCUGCAGCUGAUUGCUUUUUGACCAUUUCCGGAGCAUUGACAAAAGCGGCCAAGCUUCAAGAUAAGAAGUCAAAAUUUAAUGCAAGAGGAAAAGAUCAGGCAAUCACUUUUGUGCAAUAUGCUACCGUUGAUAAGCAGGUGAAAUCGGAUUCGAAAUCAUUGUUGAUGUCAAAGUUUGAAAGGGACUACACUCUCUGGCCUCAUUUAGAUGACCUAAUUUGUUUGGUGCAAAAACUCCUUUCUUGGAGCAAAAAGAGUCGUUUUUUACACGCCAAAGGCUUAGAGCAAGUACUUAAAUGGCUGGAGGAGAUAAAGGAUCUCUAUGGGUCCUUCCAACCUGAGGCAGAUUCUAAUGCUUUCAAAACUGGAGAUUUACUGCUCUCUUCUUGCUGGAAGCAUUAUUACUUGCUAUUACACUUGGAAGAUCGGAAAUUUUCUCAGUGUUACAAGGAACUGUUAGACCAAUAUUUGUCUGGAAUCCAGUAUUAUAUGGAUAAUCAUGCUAGUGGAUCUGCUGACAACAAGGAUGGUGGGUUGGAGACAAUGAAGUUUUUCUUGAAUUGUUUAUGCCUACUUCUGGGGCGUCUAGACGGAAAGAGAUUUGAAAGCACAAUGUCUGAAAUUGGGAUGAAAAUCUCACGCAUUCUAGUACCACAGCUUAAUUGCACUGAUGAAGAUGUGAUAGUAGGGGUUGUUUCAAUAUUCAAGGCUAUCAUUUUGAAGCCAAACCACUCACAGGAAGGUGUACUUGCUGAUAGUAGGCAGGCAAAUAUUGUGAUACCAUUUCUGCUUCACCUUCUAGAUGAGCAGGAUGGUACAGCUCGAGCUGUUGUUUUGCUGAUAGCAGAAUACUGCUCAAUAAGCCAAGAUGAUAUGUGCCUUAUGGAAAUAUUGAAAUGCCUUGCUUCUGAAAACAUUUCACAGAGAAGAAAUGCCAUGGAUGUUAUAUCGGAAAUCUUGCAUAUAUCAUCAGAGUUAAAAAGAUCAUUGCCUUAUUCUUCUUGGCAAGAUAUUGCCAAUGGGUUGCUUGAGCGGCUUAAAGAUAAAGAAAUUUGGAUUCGUGAGCAGGCGUCUAAGUUGCUUCCAAUGAUAGAUCCUUCACUGUACUUGCCUGCAUUGGUUCAUCUUGUAUACUCCCUUGAUGAGAGCCAAUCAUCUGCUAGCGAUACUGUUAUUGGGGUCCUCAAACGACACAAGCAGAAUAUUGAAAUCAUAUUCUUGCUUGUUGACUCUAUUAACAACAUCAGCCAGAGCCUAGAUCUUCCACAGUCUGCUGAAGAUAAAGGGUUAAAGUUGGAUACUGACCGAGUACUUAAACUAGUUCCAGAAUGGUCUAAUAGUGUUGAAGACUGGAACAACUUAAUUGGACCACUGAUUGACAAGAUGUUUGCAGAUCCAUCAAAUGCAGUUAUUGUCAAAUUCUUUAGUUAUAUAAGUGAAAACCUGGCAACUGUUGUUGAUCUUGUAUUGCAUCAUGUUCUGUUGCAUGUUAGAGAACAGAAGGACAGGAUUGAUGAAAGUUUCUUAUCGAGAUGGGAAUGUAGAACCUACACCAGUGAUGAGUAUGAAGAAAUGCAGCGAACUCUGUUUGAGCAUCUUUGCCCGCUGCUAAUUAUUAAGAUGCUUCCCAUGAAAACUUUUGAUGACCUUGAUUCAUCUAUUAUGUAUGGACAUCUCAUUCAAAAUACAAUGCUUGGUUCAGGAAGCAGGAACCCAGAGCUUGGUUAUGAGUGUAUUUCUUCUUUCCUUCUUAACAGGGCACUUUGUGAGCUUGAUUUUGAAGAUGUUCGGAAGCUUUCUGCUGAGUUGUGUGGACGCAUUCAUCCACAAGUCUUGUUCCCAGUUAUUUGCGCCAAAUUAGAUCUUGCUGUUGAAUCUAAGAAUGUACUGAAGAUAAAGACCUGUUUAUUUUCAAUCUGCACAUCCCUUGUGGUCAGAGGCUGGAAGUCACUUUCUCAUCCUUCGAUGCAUGCAAUUAAAAGGAUGAUUGAAACAGUGCUGUUAUGGCCUUGUCUUAAUGCUGAUUCAGUUUCUAAAGUACAACAUGGAUGCAUUGAUUGUCUAGCACUGAUGAUAUGUGUUGAACUACAAGCUGAGGAAUCUAUCACAGACUCCACGCCAGAUAGAAUUAGGGUUAUUGGAAAGAAAGGGAGUUCUGUUGUCACCUAUGUGCUCAAUCAGUUCUUUAAUGAUAAGAAGGAACGGAUUUCAAUCGAGUUUGGUGAGGAAAACUGUGAAUCUGUGGCUGCAGUUCCUCUCUCUUUUCGUUUGUGCAUGGGUAAUGUUCUCAUCAGCACUUGCCAAAAGAUUUCAGAAUCUUGCAAGAAGCAUUUUGCUGCACAAGUUCUUCCUUGUCUCCUUCAUUCUCUAAAGUUUGAGAAAAAGUCAGAGAUUAGAGCUGCAUGCAUCCAGGUCCUAUUUUCAGCUGUUUAUCAUCUACGAUCUGCCGUUCUUCCUUAUGUAUAUGACCUUCUCAAAAUCUCACUAAAAGCCCUGAGAAAGGAGUCAGAGAAGGAAAGGAUGGCAGGUGCAAAGCUUAUAGCAUCUCUUAUGGCUAGCGAAGAUGUGAUUUUGGAAAACAUAUCAGUUGGAUUAUUAGAAGCUAGGACUGUACUGUCAACUGUAUCUUCGUCAGAUCCUUCACUUGAGCUACGACAGCUAUGUCGCAAGUUGUUAGCAUGCAUAUCUUCUCCAUGAGUUGCGAAAAACUUCUUUGUUGAUAUUGUAGUUGGCGGUAUGACUAUAAAGUUGUGUAUAAUAUAGAAUAGCCGUUAAUAGCAGGUUUUAACGUAAAAUUUGUGAUUUUAAAUCCUUUUUAGAACAUCAAAAGGGUACACACUGUUUAGAAACAGAUCCAUAGUCUAGGGCUUCUACAAAAAUUUCGAAAAAUACUUACAUGGUCACAAUUCACAAUGCCAAAUAAAAAUUAUUUGGACUCACACAAAA
Cicer arietinum (chickpea) is the source of this 3608-nucleotide messenger RNA. RefSeq lists its product as uncharacterized. NCBI's taxonomy places the organism in Eukaryota, Viridiplantae, Streptophyta, Magnoliopsida, Fabales, Fabaceae. The record is from RefSeq and is a predicted model, not a curated record.